Molecule: messenger RNA, 532 nt
Organism: Trichomonas vaginalis G3
Lineage: Eukaryota; Parabasalia; Trichomonadida; Trichomonadidae
Product: P-loop containing nucleoside triphosphate hydrolases family
Exons: 1
Molecular function (GO): ATP binding; DNA binding; hydrolase activity
Source: RefSeq, a predicted model, not a curated record
AUGUUAGAAAAAAAGUUUGCUGACAUUGACAAGAAAUUUGAGAAUGUUUUAAACAAGAACAAGAGGAAGUUGGAAAAUGCUCAGAUAAAGCCUAUACAUGACAAGUUCUUAUUUGCUCAGAAUGGUAUAACAGGUCUAAUUGCACCACCUGGGUCGGGUAAGACUUUCACUUAUCUUAAAAUGGCUGCACAACAACAAGAACUAGAUGAGAAGAACCCAUUCUAUGAGUUAGUUGUUAUUUGUAGUACUUCUGGUCAAUUUGACCAAACCGUCAAUUCGUUCAAAGAUAUUAUAAAGAAGUCUAAGUUAGUAUGUAUAAAGGAUACUGAGUUGUUAGAUUGGAUAAAGAAGUACCAAAGAAGAGUUUUGAAGUAUAAUGCUAUAAAUGAGUAUAUAAAUUCUAAGUUUAAAGACCCAAAUGAGGAAAUGCAGAGAAUAUUAGAGAAGAAACACUUCAGAAACAAACAGAAAGAGAUAGAAUACAUUUCGAAGAAAUUGCAAUCGUACGAUUGGAAGACUUACCCUCAUAGAU